Cheilinus undulatus (humphead wrasse) is the source of this 1483-nucleotide messenger RNA. RefSeq lists its product as uncharacterized. The coding region runs from base 120 to 1001 and encodes 293 amino acids. Lineage: Eukaryota; Metazoa; Chordata; Actinopteri; Labriformes; Labridae. The transcript has 5 exons. The record is from RefSeq and is a predicted model, not a curated record. Gene Ontology annotation, molecular function: POU domain binding; DNA binding.
CCGGGAUUUAGCUACUGUAGGCAAAUAGAGCAGAGGGAGAAUACACAGGCCUCUGUGAGUCUAUGUGUUAGGGUGUGGGUGUGUGUGUGUGCGUGUGUGUCGGACUGCUCCACGGCAUCAUGGACACAGAAUAUUCUAAGAGGGUGUACCAAGGCGUUCGAGUGAAGCACACAGUCAAAGACCUGUUGGCGGAGAAGCGAUCCCGACAGACAAACGGGCCCAGAUACAGUGGAGGAUCCACCACUCCACCUUCAUUUGUCCAGAUGUCAGGAUCUCACAUGCUGCCCAGCUACUACAGCAUGAGGCGUCCCUUCAUGUCAGACUCAGACUUCUGCUCAUCCACCAAGCAAUUCUCCCCAGACGUCUACUCGUCCACACUGGGGGGUAAACCUCUGGGCUGUGAGCCGUCCACCAUGAGCAGCUACUCCUCCCUCAUCGACAGUUACUACCCAGAGACCUUUGGUGAUUACCGCAGCGCUGCUUUCUCCAGCUCAGGAGGAUCUUUCCUGCCCUCGUCAGCCCUCUCCUCUCUACUGCCUCCUUUUGGUGGGGAGUCCUCACAUUUAUUUCUGAGAGACUCAUGGGAGCAGUCAGUUCCAGAGCCUGUACCCCAGGUGGACUCUCUGUGUCCAGACAGUCUGGCUUCUGUCAGCGUCCCGCCCUCCAUGCCAAGCCCUGACCCCCCAGGGAGUCCAUCCCAGUACCGCUCCCCCAGCCGAGGCUCUUCCAUGAUUUCCAGCAGCCAGCCCUACACCCUGCACCCCCUGGAGGAUGCCCACUACCACCCCCUGACCACCAGCAGCUCCUACCCUCUCCCCUCCACCUCCUUCUCCUGCCCCCCGUACAUGAGCAGCCCCGUCACUGACCUGGUGUCAAAGAUGGUGACGGAGGAGGCCGACAGCCACGCCAGCCUCCCUGCUAACGGCGAGGGCCACUCCUGCUGGCCCAAAGAGGACGGAGUGAGCACCUGGUCACCAUACGAGAUCAGGAGGGCCUACUGAACAGAAAUAAUGAAGAUGGAGAUUUCACAGACAAUAAAUGGAUGAACUCAACAAAUAGAGAAAACUCAGUUCAUCAAACAUCUCUAAAGUGUUUAGGUCGACAAUGUUAGUGCUUUUAUAAAGAAAACAUUUACAUGUUGAUAUGUUUGUAGCAAUGUGUUGGACCAUGCCGCCUGUUUUACAUCCUGGUCUCAUGGGGAUUUCCUCCUGUUUGUGUAUGAUAUGUUUUUCUGUUUGAGUUUCAUGAGUUAUUGUUACAAUUAUGGACUAAAAACAACAAAAUAAACAACAUUUAGUGCUUAGUACAGCAAAUCGAAAUUACACUCCACUUUUCUGGUGUAACAGAAAGCAUUGCAGUUGUAUUUAAAAGGUUUAAUUUCAAGUUUUGCUGAAAAUAUUUUAAAUAUUUGUGUCUGUAUCUUCCCUUUUCCAAUGAACUUUUUGUUUUCCCGUGUAGAAAGUCAGUUAUACCAUCAUCAUGA